AUGCAACAGAGAAUGUACAAAGCAUGUUUCUACCAGCAGCAUUCAUGUGUUCAUACGCGCACUGACUCCAAAUACAAAGCACAUUUCCAAAAUGUUGUCUUUUGGACAAAGCCAUUGUUUGGGAAAAGUUGUUCUGCACAUGGAUUAUUGAAUAUCAAAUCUAAAAUGGAGAUUUUGAAGAAGGGACAACUUCCCUUUUUUUUUAUUCAUAAGUGGACUCGCACUAGUUCUCAUUUUUGGACGUCCUAUCUUGUUCCUUUUAUUCCACAUAUUUAUUGUUUGUACUUGACCUACUUCCUGUUUGUUUAUUGUUUGUACUUGACCUACUUCCUGUUUGUUUAUCGUUUGUACUUGACCUACUUCCUGUUUGUUUAUUGUUUGUACUUGACCUACUUCCUGUUUGUUUAUUGUUUGUACUUAACUUACUUCCUGUUUGUUUAUUGUUUGUACUUGACCUACUUCCUGUUUGUUUAUUGUUUGUACUUGACCUACUUCCUGUUUUUUUAUUGUUUGUACUUGACCUACUUCCUGUUUGUUUAUUGUUUGUACUUGACUUACUUCCUGUUUGUUUAUUGUUUGUACUUGACCUACUUCCUGUUUGUUUGUUUGUACUUGACCUACUUCCUGUUUUUUUAUUGUUUGUACUUGACCUACUUCCUGUUUGUUUAUUGUUUGUACUUGACCUACUUCCUGUUUGUUUAUUGUUUGUACUUGACUUACUUCCUGUUUGUUUAUUGUUUGUACUUGACCUACUUCCUGUUUGUUUAUUGUUUGUACUUGACCUACUUCCUGUUUGUUUAUUGUUUGUACUUGACUUACUUCCUGUUUGUUUAUUGUUUGUACUUGACCUACUUCCUGUUUGUUUAUUGUUUGUACUUGACCUACUUCCUGUUUUUUUAUUGUUUGUACUUGACCUACUUCCUGUUUGUUUAUUGUUUGUACUUGACUUACUUCCUGUUUUUUUAUUGUUUGUACUUGACCUACUUCCUGUUUGUUUAUUGUUUGUACUUGACCUACUUCCUGUUUGUUUAUUGUUUGUACUUGACCUACUUCCUGUUUGUUUAUUGUUUGUACUUGACCUACUCCCUGCUUCUUUUGUUGACUCGAUCUUUAUGAAGACCCGUUGCACAGAAAGAAGGUGAAAAGUUUACUUUUGUGAUUUUUGCGUCUUUUUCGUACCUCAAGCCUGCGACUCGGUGCUUUUCUUUCGGUUUUUUCGAGGGGAACCGGAGGCACUUGUUAAUGUUCUACUAAAGGUCAUCUGUCUUUUUGUGUGGAAAUUCUCUACAACACAUAAAAAAACCAAAGCAGAUUUAAAACACUUCAGUUUUUUUGGUUUUGCUGUGAAAGUUUGGUUUGUUGUCGCCAUCUUGUAGCAAAAUGUCCUUUUUAUUUGGUUCAUGUUGCUUUGUAUUUAUGCAAUAGUUGCAUUUUUGUUUGGGACUUCAGGCCUGACUUUACAACAUGUAACAAACACGUGGCAAAAAAAUCAAGGACAAAAAUAAAACAUUUUUCAAUGUUUCAACUGUUCAGUUACCCUUUUUUACAUGCGCCCUCCAGUGACCGUUAUGUGUACUACACCACCACAAUGACACCUUUAGUUGCACAAACUUUUCACUGAGG
This is a messenger RNA of Nerophis lumbriciformis (worm pipefish), 1623 nucleotides long. RefSeq lists its product as uncharacterized. NCBI's taxonomy places the organism in Eukaryota, Metazoa, Chordata, Actinopteri, Syngnathiformes, Syngnathidae. The record is from RefSeq and is a predicted model, not a curated record.